Messenger RNA from Ilex paraguariensis (yerba mate), 687 nucleotides. The record is from the annotation of a GenBank genome assembly. Lineage: Eukaryota; Viridiplantae; Streptophyta; Magnoliopsida; Aquifoliales; Aquifoliaceae.
UGGGUGUGCGGGUCUGGAGCCCUGCCCAGGAGUUUGAGCCAAAAGUCUGACCGAAGUGUUGACACAGAAGUCUUACCUGACAUUCAGUCUUUAAGGACCAGUCAGGACCCUGGCUCACCUCCUGCUCCGAUGCUUCCUGGGGUCACACCCACUAGGAGCAUCUCACAUGUGCUGGAUUCUUCCCAGAAAGCAAAGUGCUCUCAAUCCUGGCUGGCAGGGACUGUCUCCAUUUUACAGAGGGGGAAACCGAGGCUCCGAGGCCGAGCGACAGGGAGUGGCUUACCCUGGGCCAUACAGUCAAUGAGAAUGAGGAUUAUUAGAGGCCACCCCCAGGAUGCCCUGCACGGAGACCUUUCUCCAAAGUUAAUCAUUACUGUAACCCCAAACUGGUCUUCCCGCUUUGCAGAAGAUCAACCUGGAACUCAGACAGCUAGUGGGUGGGAACCAAGAAUCAUGAGGCUCUGCGCUAACUGCUACUGUGCCCUGGAGAAGCACCCAAUUCCGGAGCCUUGGUCUUCGGUAUUUAACAUCUCGGGGUUGGGGGCACUGUGCUCUCAUGAGUUCUUUGACAGUGAAGCACUUCUUGAUCAGGAAGGACAGUCCCCCACGACAUCCUGUCCCCGUCCUAACAGGAAACACCCAAUUAGUGACCUGGUGUUUCUUCAAAAUGGUGGCCUAAGGAGCUGA